AAUGCAACAACACAAAGCCGAUACUGAAGGAGAAACUUCAUUGAUACAUCUAAUGUCACCGUAGCCUAACUGUAGCGAAACAGUAAUGAUUCCGCAUUUUUGUACAUUUUUACCUACUUGACUAGCCUGUCAGAUCUCUUUCACUUCCACUCUUGUCAUACUUCCUAGUUCCUAUGUUAUUGCUAAAUCCGAUAAGAAGCGUGUAGCCUAGCUAAACAGUAUUUUUCAACCAAAAAAAAACAAACAUGAAGGACGGUGUCGGUGACCAAACACCUGUAGCGCGUAAAGAGGCUUUCGACGAUUACCUAAAUUACUAUGAUCAGAUUUGGAGUAAUGGUAACCUGAAACUAUGCCAAGAGAAACUGGUUACUGAGGGAGCUAGACGAUUUUUGCUGUUAGAGACAGACCCCGGAGAAAGAUUUUCUAAUUUUGACUUCUACCUUACUGCAUCCGAAUGCCUAAAACAAGGAUUUAAAGAUUGUAGGACAUUCUUCAGUGCGCUCAUCAAAGCCACAGAGGUGUUGGAGAUUUUCUGUGUAAAUCUGUUUCUUUACCCAUGGAAGAAGGAAAUCAAGAUGCUCAAGGUAAAGAUAUAAAUAGUAUGGUAUUCAUAGUUCGACAAAUUAGGCCUAGGCUGCUUUUAUCUUGCGCAAUGCACCCAAGCAAGUGGGGUGAAGAGAAGUUGUAUAGACUUAGGCUAGGAUAGCCUAAUGCACAUGUUCAAAUUAGUAUUAUCAGAGUAAGAAAUAAAUAGAGGGAUAAUAUAUGACUAUGGUUUUACAUUGAAUCGCCAUCUCUAAUCACAGGCCACAUAUUUAAAGGUGCAGCUGUCACAUAUCAGGAAGUGAAAGUAAACUGUAUGAGGCUAUAUUAUUUGCUGGGCUUGUGAAAUGUCAAAAAGUUAAGCAUGAUUUGAAACUUGAGAGGAUUAAAGUACAGAUGUUCUCUAUACUGUAGUGAUCACGUUCUUAAGUUUAAUUAAGUUGUCAUAAUUUAACACUCUUAUCUCCCACUCAGACUUUCACUGGCCCCUUUGUCUACUGCAUCCAGCCUGUCCUGACAAAGAGUGCCACGAAAAGUAUCCUUGAAACAAUAGGAUAUCAUCUGGAGACUGACACAGAGUACCGACUCACAAACAAUGCAGACCCUGAAACAGCCAUGAAAAUGGGUUUUGAGCUUUUCCUGGCCCGAACAGAGUGUGAGUACCUGUUGGAGCUCAUGGGUCAGCGGUCACAGCCUGAGUGUCUGGAGAUUCUACAGAGGAGAGCUGCACAACUACCUCACACCCAGAGGGCUGCCGAAGAGACAGCAAAGGACUCUGAAACAGAGCCCUUACCAAUGCAAAAAGAAGAGGAGGAGAAUGAGGAUAAGGGUCUAUCUAAUGGUUGUUCCCUGGUAGACCCAGGACCAGUGGAGACCGAUGAGGGGGACUUAACCGAGGAGAACCCUUUCACCGCUAGCACACCAGGCAGGCAACAGGAUGAUGGAGAGAUACCCCUCAACCUGGAAGUUCAGUCCAUUGAGAUGACACACUCUCCAGGAAUCAGACCUCCCAGGGCAUUCUUGAACGAUGACAGGUCUAUCCUGGAGAUGCAGCAGAAUUACCCAGACCUUGCCAUAAGGCAGAAACCAAUAUUCAGUAAGCCACUGGGUGGACCUCCUGUAGCGCGGGGGCGACUUAUCAAAGGGAACACACCUGAGGAAGGUAGCAGUGCAGCCAACUUAGCCGGCAGUGAUAUAAGUGGUCCCCAGUCCAUCUCCAUUCACACCACAGCAGCACCAAAAUCCCAUCUCACAGAAGCAGUCCCAAAACUCCAGCCUCCAGAAGGUAAGGCCUACAAGACUAGUGCCACGCUCCAUGGAUCAACUCCUCCACAGGCAGAAGUGACCAGAGAGGGUCAGGAGGCCGAUGAUGCAGACGAGCUGAGCAAGCUGACUGAGACGAUGGGCCAACUGCAUGUCCAUGAGCACAAGGUGGAGGAGCACCUGAAGUACCCUGUAGAAGAGACAGCACCGCCACAUGCCAGUUGCCAUGACGUGUUCCCUCACCAGGGUUCUGCAGGGGACCAGAGCCAGCCCCUAAUGUGCCAUCCUUCUCUGGUGCCGGUCUGUAACAUCCCAGGCUGUAACAGCUGUGAAGGAGCAGACGGUCCCCAUAAACAAAUUCCUGGUAAGGAUACCAUCAAAGAGCCACCUCACUCCAUCUAUGUCCCAACCAGCCUCCUUGACCCCCCAGUGCUGGACCCUACUGCUCCUGACCACCCCCCCUCCGCAGGCCCUCAGCACCAGGACAUGGAGGGGCCCCAUCCCUCAGCCCACAGAGGACGAGCUGACUCGGACCUUUGUCUUGAUUGACAUGUCUGUUCAGGUCUAAAACAUCACUUGCCACUAAGUUGUUUUGGUCUGGGGCUCAUAAUAACGUCUGGAACGGAGCAAAUGGAAUG
Coregonus sp. 'balchen' is the source of this 2444-nucleotide messenger RNA. The record is from the annotation of a GenBank genome assembly. NCBI's taxonomy places the organism in Eukaryota, Metazoa, Chordata, Actinopteri, Salmoniformes, Salmonidae.